Messenger RNA from Puma concolor (puma), 3708 nucleotides. The record is from RefSeq and is a predicted model, not a curated record. NCBI's taxonomy places the organism in Eukaryota, Metazoa, Chordata, Mammalia, Carnivora, Felidae.
AUGUGGGAACUGGGCACAGGUGUUCACGGCAGCGAGGAGAUGGCCCUGUUAGGCAGGACCCGGCCAGAGGGAGAUGUGCACCCCGGGAUGGGUCCCUGCUCAGCGUUCGGGCUGGGACAGGACGUGCACGUGCUCACCUGUAACCGAGGCGGCUGUGGCUUCACACGCAGGUGUGUUCCUAAAAACGAGGUGAAAUACGACAGGAACAACAACGAAGAGGACGAGGGGGAGCAGUUCGAUUUCGACAGCGGAGAUGAGAUUCCAGAAGCGGAUCGGCCAGCCGCGGGCGCCCCGGCCGGUGGGGGGGGCGCGGAUGCCGCGUCUGGCUCAGGAGGUGAAAUCGGGAGGGGAACGGACGCGGAGGCCCCGGUGGAAGGCCCGACGCUUGAGGUCCCGACACGGGUGAACCCCUACUCCGUCAUCGACAUCACGCCCUUCCAGGAGGAGCAGCCCCCGCCCGCCGACCCGGAUGCCGAGGAGGAGAGCGCCAGCCCGCCGGUGCCCAGCGGGUACUCGGUGCCCGUGCCCUGCGGCUACGCUGUGCCCUGCAACCUCCCGCUGCUCGUGCCGGCCUACUCCAGCCCCGUCGUCAUCCGCGCCGCGUCCCUGGAAGAGGAAGAGACACAGGAAGUAGCAGAAGACAGCCCAUUUAAUUCUUUAAGUUCUGAGGAUCCAGCAAACAGUGACGAGCGAGCGCCUAAGGAGGACAGUGCCCUCGCCCGGUGGGCGGCGGACCCGGCCAACACCGCGUGGAUGGAGAAUCCAGAAGAAGCCAUUUAUGACGACGUGCCAAGAGAAAAUUCAGACUCUGAACCAGAUGAAAUGAUUUAUGACGAUGUCGAGAAUGGAGAUGAAGGUGGAAACAGCUCUUUGGAAUACGGAUGGAGCUCCAGUGAAUUUGAGAGUUACGAGGAGCAGAGUGACUCCGAGUGCAAGAAUGGGGUCCCCAGGUCCUUCCUGCGCAGCAACCACAGGAAGCAACUUUCCCAUGACCUAACCCGUCUCAAGGAGCACUAUGAGAGAACGAUGAGAGCUUUGAUGGCAAGCACGGUGGCAGCCACAGAGAUUCAGCAACUAAAGCAGAAACAUGAACUGAAGAUGCAGAAACUGAUGAAGGCUGCGAAGGAGGGCACUAAAGACGGGCUUGAGAAGACCAAGGCUGCCGUGAAGAGAGGCCGCUCUCUCAUUAGGACCAAGUCCUUCAUGGCUCCAGAUCACAGAUCUUGUCUCGAAGAGGAGCAGAAUCUGUUUAUCGACGUGGACUGCAGGCACCCGGAGGCCAUCCUGACGCCGAUGCCCGAGGGUCUGUCUCAGCAGCAGGUGGUAAGAAGAUACAUCCUGGGUUCAGUUGUGGACAGUGAGAAGAAUUACGUGGAUGCUCUCAAGAGGAUUCUGGAGCGCUACGAGAAGCCACUGUCGGAGAUGGAACCGAAGAUCCUGAGUGAGAGGAAGCUGAAGACGGUGUUCUACCGGGUCAAAGAGCUGCUGCAGUGCCACGGCAUGUUCCAGAUCGCGCUGGCCAGCCGCGUGGCCGAGUGGGACUCCGUGGAGACCAUCGGGGACGUCUUCGUGGCUUCGUUUUCCAAAUCCAUGGUGCUGGACGCCUACAGUGAGUAUGUGAAUAAUUUCAGCACAGCCGUGGCAAUCCUCAAGAAAACGUGUGCCACGAAACCUGCUUUCCUUGAGUUUCUAAAGCAGUGCCAGGAAAGCAGCCCCGACCGCAUCACACUCUACAGCCUGAUGAUGAAGCCCAUACAGAGGUUCCCGCAGUUCAUCCUCCUGCUGCAGGACAUGCUGAAGAACACGUCCAAAGGGCACCCUGACCGGCUGCCCCUUCAGAUGGCGCUGACGGAGCUGGAGACGUUGGCGGAGAAGCUCAACGAGAGGAAGAGGGACGCUGACCAGCGCUGUGAGAUCAAGCACGUGGCCAAAGCCAUAAACGAGCGAUACCUGAACAAGCUUCUCAGCAGUGGGAAUCGGUACCUCGUGCGGUCUGACGAUAUGAUCGAAACCGUGUACAACGACAGAGGGGAGAUCAUGAAAACCAAGGAGCGUCGGAUCUUCAUGCUGAGUGAUGUGUUGGUGUGUGCCACGGUCAGCACACGCACCUCGGACAGCAGCACGAUGUCCACCAGCCAAAGGUAUUUGUUAAAGUGGAGUGUUCCUCUCGGACACGUAGAAGUAAUAGAGUACGGCAAUAAUGAAGGUGCUGGAGAAAACAGGUGUCCCCCAGUGUACCCACCUGAGAGCCUGGCGGUCGUUGCCAACGCUAAGCCAAACCAGGUGUACGUGGGGCCGGGACAGCUGUACCAGGAUCUGCAGAACCUCCUACAUGACCUGAACGUCAUCGGUCAGAUUUCUCAGCUGAUCGGUAACCUCAAGGGGAACUAUCAGAACCUAAACCAGUCAGUAGCCCACGACUGGACGUCAGGUUUACAAAGGCUCAUCUUGAAGAAAGAAGAGGAGAUCAGGGCUGCGGACUGCUGCAGACUCCAGUUACAGCUUCCCGGGAAGCAGGACAAGUCCGGGCGGCCCACGUUCUUCACGGCUGUGUUCAAUACGUUCACGCCUGCCAUCAAAGAGUCCUGGACCAACAACUUGAAGAUGGCCAAGCUCGCCCUGGCUAGUUUGGGUCGAGGGGCUGUUUUGUUCAUGGUCCUGUGCUGCCUGUUGAGGCACCACAACGGGUGUCUUCGGGGACAUGUGGAUGUGUCCUCCCGUGAGAAACAAAUCGAAUGUGCCGCCUACAAUCCUGAGCCCUGUGUGAAUAAUGAGGUUCAGCCGGAUUCGUCGUCCACGGCGCACGGUUUUCUGUGGAUGACAGGGCGUAUGAGACACCUGGGCGCCGGGCACCUUGCUGAGCUGAUCGAUCACCUCGUCAUGCCUCACACUGUCACAGCCACCUCGCGGGCCGUUUGUGCGGGACACGCGCCAGGUGGCCGGGCUGGGGUCGUUCACACUCCGGGCUCUGCCACCGUGCUGAGUUGCCUCGUGGAAAUGGUGCUCGUGGAACUCUGGACGCCCAGCACCAAGUAUGGAUCCUGGAGUCCCGAACCUCAGACAGUGAUAAAACUAGGCGUGCUACCAGUUAGAAGUCUCGUAAUGACGGAGGACACGUUAUGGGCAGCUUCGGGAGGUCAAGUUUUUACGAUCAGCGCCGAGACCCACACAAUAGAGAAUCAGCUGGACGCCCACCAGGAAGAAGGCAUGGUGGUCUCUCACAUGGUCGUCGCUGGCGUGGGGAUCUGGAUCGCCUUCACCUCUGGGUCCACGCUCCGCCUCUUCCACACGGAGACGCUCAAGCAUCUGCAGGACAUCAACAUAGCCACGCCUGUGCACCAUAUGCUGCCAGGGCACCAGCGCCUGUCAGUGACCAGCCUGCUCGUCUGCCAUGGCCUGCUCAUGGUCGGCACCAGCCUGGGCUUCGUGGUGGCCCUGCCCGUGCCUCGUCUGCAGGGGAUCCCCAAAGUGACCGAUCACAAGCCUGAAAAGGCUUGUGUGUCUGGAUUCAGGAUUUUCCAGUUCAGAAAUCUGCCUUGCAUGUUGCCGAGCAGAGGGCGGCGGGUCAGGAGGGCGAAAGCCAGCUCGGUGCUGGUGGUGUGUGGGGGCCAGGGCCACCGGCGGGUGAGCAGGAAGGCCCGGCCGCAGCGCCCCGAGGAGCUGGCCGCCUCCAUCAUGGUCUGGCAGAUCCCCCUGCUGAACGCGUGA